Messenger RNA from Lolium rigidum, 1493 nucleotides. RefSeq lists its product as uncharacterized. The transcript is spliced from 10 exons. NCBI's taxonomy places the organism in Eukaryota, Viridiplantae, Streptophyta, Magnoliopsida, Poales, Poaceae. The coding region runs from base 86 to 1306 and encodes 406 amino acids. The record is from RefSeq and is a predicted model, not a curated record.
AACCUUGAGAACCACAUCGCUCGAUCGAGAUGCUGCACGAGAAGCCCGUCAGGUAUGGUCUGCCCGGCGGUGAUGAAGAGAUGACAUGAAAAUGGAGUGGAAGAGUGAGAAGAGGCGCCGCAUGCACCUAACCCAAACAUCAUCUUCCGAUGCCCCUACUGCCACUGCGCAGGGUCAUCAAGCCCCGAUUUCUUAUGCGAUUUGCCUUUCCGAGCCCGGCGAGGCUGCCAAGGAUCACGAGGGCCAGAUUUCAGACAUGGCAAUCGUCCAAGCGCAAGAUCAUGCGCUGCUUCCGAGAAUGGACUCGGAAGAAGAAAAAACCCAGGAGCUUUUCGGGCCGCAUGUAAUUUUCAGUGAGGAAGACCGGGCCAGUUAUGCUCAAAAGUUGUUUCCCAAUAUUCGUCCUCCUAUCAGCGUGACGGAAACGAUGAGUUGGAUGGACAACUUCAAGUUACAAGUGCGCCAGGGACGCAUCCGUCUCGCUUAUUACAAGGCUAUGAACCAGGAAUCUGGAUGCAAGUUUAAGGAACCGAAAGCAUACUCUGAGGAGGAAAUUGUCGACCAUGGGCACUUUAAGCAUUUACAGGAGGAUGAAUGUUUUGAGUGGUUCUUCCAUACUGACGAUAGCUGGAUCCCUGAUUUGGAAGACUAUCAAAGGAUUGUCCUUAGAAAUUUUAUGCCUGGUAGAAUGGAAGCAGAGUACCUUGAUGUCAAUGGCUACCGUGAACUUUAUCAUACAUAUGAAAUGGAUGCUGUUUAUGUCGAGUACUAUGGAGAAAUAUCAAAUAAAAUAAAGUGGAUUGAAGAUUUUUUGCAUAUGGAUGCCAGGUCUGCAGAGUGGAGAGACAUAGAAACUAUAGGAUCGAGGCAAGCAUUGAGGAUUGCAACAGAGUUCCCCCAUAUGACUGUUCGUUUAGCUGCUUUUGCAUAUACUGAGUACAUUUUGGAGUUGCGCAAGGAUGCGUCACUCAAGGACCUAGAUCUUGUCUAUUUUGAGAUCUGGAGACUUGUCAUUAGGGAUAAGAAAAUUUACAUGGAUGCCGUGAAGGAAGUAUAUGGAAUGGACAAGUUCCAUAUACACAAACGGGUAAUGGAUGCUGAACUGAAUUCGGCUCCUGUCUUCUGGACAAUGAAACAAAGGAUUUAUUGGAUCACCCAGGAGCAAGGCAUUGAUUUUAAUACUGAAUAUAACAAAGCUCGGGAUUUGUUCCGGAAGGGAGUUGCUAGGACGAAAAUAAAGAACAUGGCGAACUAUGCUAAGAAAAAGAUGGAGAUUGGGGAAUGGUUGAAUUUGCAAGUGGAUUGAGGCUCCAGGACCUGGAAGGAAACACUAGAAUCAUCUCUUUUGCACCUGAAGUCGGUCUAACAAAAUUAGUACUACUUUUGUCUAUAGAAGGAUGUCAUAAGUUUAUCAAAAUUUCGAUGAAUCUACAUACUAUUUAGUGUAUAGGUGUAUCCGGAUUUAGACGGAGGGGGAACUAUAAUUAUUACUA